Molecule: messenger RNA, 1410 nt
Organism: Eleginops maclovinus (Patagonian blennie)
Lineage: Eukaryota; Metazoa; Chordata; Actinopteri; Perciformes; Eleginopidae
Gene: ap3s2
Product: adaptor related protein complex 3 subunit sigma 2
Exons: 6
Coding region: 173-751 (192 amino acids)
Biological process (GO): intracellular protein transport; Golgi to vacuole transport
Cellular component (GO): intracellular membrane-bounded organelle; AP-3 adaptor complex; membrane coat
Source: RefSeq, a predicted model, not a curated record
GUUGAGAGUCGAAGGCUGAAUAUAGAGACGCAACCGGAUGUAGCCGUAAGUCUUCUGACAGCUGAGAGGACGGUUAGCACUUAGCAUUCGAGCUAACGUGAUUUAAACCUUCAAAUCCUUUAUAUUUUAAAGGUUAAUUCAUAUUUUUAUUCGACAACACCAAAGAGCAAACAUGAUUAAAGCCAUCUUGAUAUUCAACAACCACGGGAAGCCGCGGCUGAUCAGGUUUUAUCAGUAUUUUGCGGAGGACAUGCAGCAGCAGAUAAUUCGGGAGACUUUCCAUCUGGUUUCUAAAAGAGACGACAACGUCUGCAACUUCUUGGAGGGUGGAAGUCUCAUCGGCGGCUCCGACUACAAGCUGAUCUACCGACACUACGCCACGCUCUACUUUGUUUUCUGCGUCGACUCGUCUGAGAGUGAGCUCGGCAUCCUGGACCUGAUCCAGGUGUUUGUGGAAACGCUGGAUAAAUGCUUUGAAAACGUCUGUGAACUGGACCUGAUAUUCCACAUGGACAAGGUGCAUUACAUCCUGCAGGAGGUGGUGAUGGGGGGCAUGGUGCUGGAGACCAACAUGAACGAGAUCGUUGCCCAGGUGGAGCUGCAGAACCGCAUGGAGAAGUCAGAGGGCGGUCUAUCGGCGGCCCCCGCUCGCGCCGUCUCCGCCGUGAAGAACAUGAACCUGCCUGAGAUGCCCCGCAACAUCAACAUCGGAGACAUCAACAUCAAAGUGCCGAGCCUCUCCCCGUUCUGAGGCGGCUCCCCGCAGAGCUCGGCGGGGCUCUGAUGCCGCCGCCGGCCCUCCACCCAUUUCUGCUGAGAGAAAACACUUUUAUACGGCAGCUUAAUCCUGUCCCGCUCACUCCUCACGCAGCCUCCGAGUCCUUCUGUGGGACUGCAGUUGAAGGAUUUGCACAAUAAUGUAAAGUUUGAUUCUUUAAAGCGUCGGUAAUGUUCGUGUGUUUGUGUUUCCUGCUGUGCUCUGUGUUAUUUCUGCUCUCCUUUCUGCACAAUCUCAAACAUUCAUCAGCGUCCAAGGUUUCAAAACGUUCCCCGAGUGUUUGGACUCGGCUCAGUUCCCUGUAAUCCGACCUCUUGGCUUCUGCAUCGGGUUAUUAUUUCUCACACAGACCUCCUCUGCGUGGCUCUGGUCACCAUUCAUCGUGCCCUCGCUGUAAUGCACGGUGUCUCCGGACGUCUUUGUGCUUCUGUGAAUAUGUUCUGGUUCUCCUGGGUGCAGGUUGUGCUUGAAGCCAGGUUCAAUGUGCUGCGAUCGGAUCCGUCCAACAUCUGUUACGUGUUUGUACAAAGUGUCUUAUUGUUGGUAUUAGUGGUGGAAAAGAUUGUAGCCAAACGGUGGUAGCCAUUGUAAAGACAUUCCUUGCCAUAGUAAACAAUAAAAACUCAAAUCCC